AUGUGUUCCUCAUCCGGCAUUCUGCCACCCAUCACCUAUGAGUCACAAUGUAUUCCAGCCUGUCAGCCAUCAUGCUCCUCUUCCUGCAUUCAACAAAACACUGUCCAGGAAGUGCUACCAUGCAUGCCACAAUGCCAAGUGCAGUGUCAGGAGUCAUGUGUGUCUCAGCAAGAAACACCCAUUGCUCCUUGCCUCGAUGCCUGUCAGGAUCAAUGCUCCGAGACCUGCGUUAGUGAACCAGUGCAACCUGUACAACCUGAACCAGUGGCAGAAUGUGUACAAGCUUGUAUGCCGGCAUGUGAACCGACUUGCGUGGCUCAACAGCCCAUCUGCGUACGACAGUGCCAGCAGCAGUGUGUUCAACAGAACAUGCAAUGCCAGCAAUGUCAGUCCGCGUGUCUCACGCAACCGCAACCGCAACCGCAAAUCGUGAAAGUGACAAUGGAGUUGAGCAUUUCCCAAUCCAGCGAUUGCCAAUCACAAUGUCAAUCCAGCUGUACCAGUCAAUGCACUGAACAAGCUGUGUCAUUGUCAUCCUGUCAGCCAGCAUGUGUGCAAAAGUGUGAAGAAACUUGCACCAUUCAGCCAGUGGUGGUCAGCUGUCAAUCGGGCUCAAGCAGUUGCCAAUGCCAAAGCGGGUAUGUUCCUUGCUAUAGGAAGAAGAAAUGCUGCCUUCGUAUACGUAUUUAA
Molecule: messenger RNA, 690 nt
Organism: Cylicostephanus goldi
Lineage: Eukaryota; Metazoa; Nematoda; Chromadorea; Rhabditida; Strongylidae
Source: the annotation of a GenBank genome assembly